Molecule: messenger RNA, 546 nt
Organism: Cyphellophora attinorum
Lineage: Eukaryota; Fungi; Ascomycota; Eurotiomycetes; Chaetothyriales; Cyphellophoraceae
Product: CCA tRNA nucleotidyltransferase, mitochondrial
Exons: 1
Coding region: 1-546 (181 amino acids)
Biological process (GO): tRNA 3'-terminal CCA addition
Molecular function (GO): RNA binding; ATP:3'-cytidine-cytidine-tRNA adenylyltransferase activity
Source: RefSeq, a predicted model, not a curated record
AUGCAGUCCGUUGCUGGCAUGGAUGGCUUGGUCAUGCGCUGGACAGGUGGCUGGGUACGAGACAAGCUACUUGGGGUGCCGUCGGUUGACAUAGACGUGGCACUCAGCACUAUGACGGGCAUGCAGUUUGGCGAGGCUCUCCAAGCGUAUAUGGCUGAGCAUGGCAAGCAGUAUGAGGAAGAAGCCGAGGCGCAGGGCUUCAAGGCCGACCUGAAAGGCUUGCAUAAGAUUGCUGCAAAUCCGGACAAGUCAAAACACCUGGAGACCAUUACUACCAAGAUGUUUGGUAUUGACGUCGACUUUGUCAAUCUUCGCAAAGAGGUCUAUGCUGACGACAGCCGGAAUCCGCAGAUGGAGUUCGGCACUGCUGAGGAGGAUGCCAUGCGACGAGACGCGACAGUCAAUGCACUGUUCUUCAACCUCGACACUCAGGACGUCGAGGAUUUCACCCAUCAGGCUUCGAUGACAUGGAGCAGAAAAUCAUUCGAACACCUCUGGCUCCCUAUCAAACAUUCAAAGACGAUCCGCUACGUGUACUGCGCCUAA